UGAAACGUCAUCAGCUAUGUUUGAAGAUGACGUUUCUACGACGACUAUAAAAUUGUUCACUUCGUCACAUAUUCAUCUAAAUACAAUUUAACUCGAAGCGUAUCAACUUUAGGAGGCCCUCCGCCCACGGUUAACCACCCUAGAGCUCACUCCAUUCAAGACAAGAAUGAUACUCCUGUGAUUACGGCAGAAACUCACCGAAUGCACUCAUUCAACAUUAAUUAUCGGCCGCCGCGUAGACGAAUUUCGAAUGAACGUCUCCUCUUCAUUCCAUCAGUCGGGCGAAUAUAUAGGACAUGACAGAGAAGCUUGUGACGAUGUAGGUGGGACGGUUGAACGGAAUUCUUUUUUACACUGCGAGAAAUUUCAGCACACAUGCCACAUUUGGAAUACCCAAAUAUUAAAGCUAUUCAAGCAUUUAGAAAAAAACAGUUUCUACAAAACUCACACUACAAAAUGUGCCCAAUUUAUCGAGUUUGGAAACAGGAAGUGAUCACUUCCGGAAAAUGCUUGAUGGACGCAUUUGGAAGACGGCUGUAUGACCUGAUAUAUGUCAGACACUGUGGAACAUACUGAGUUAGCAAUAAAAGAGUGUCAAUUCCGAAGAUAAGGGCGCGUGUUUUGAAGAGAACGGCUACUUAAUGCGUGUCUGUCUAUUUGCGACGACAGACCAGUGCCCGAUCAGUUUUCCACUAGAGCUCAAAAUGUUAGCAGCUGCUGGUUGUCUGAUCCAACAGAAAUUUCCCAGCAGGAAGUCCAAAUUGGGUUCAGUUCUCAAAAAAUACGCCGAAGUUCGCAGAAGAACAAGAUUUGUCCGUAGAAUCAUAAUCACAGUCAUCAUCACUGUCGUUUAUUUCAUACUCAUCACAGUGGUGCUAACGCCAAUGGGCUUCUAUGAAGACAGAGAUUUGCAAAGGGAGUCCUCAGGAGUUUCCAUCAUUGACCCAAGUCAAUGCAAGUCAGUGAGCAACCUAUUGAAAUUGGGGAAUUUGGAAAAUUCUAUGGCUUCCAAGAAGAAGUUUGUUGUCUGCCUGAAGGAAAUAUUUUUACCAUUUGAAGACAACUCACUGAUACUGGCUGAAUGGCUUGAAUUCAUGAAAAUAUUUGGGGCAGAUAAAGUUGUGGCCUUCAGCACAGGAGACCUCCAACACUCAAAUGUGACUGAAGUCAUGAAGUAUGAAUACGCAGUACUUCUAGACAUGGAUGAACUAAUUCUUCCAAAGGAUCCCACUGUUAAAACCUGGUCAGAACUCUUGGAGACCCCACAACUCAAGCAUGUCAAAAACGCAUCCACCAUUUGCUUUCCAGAGCAACAAAUGAUCGCCACAGAACAUCCAAUCCAAUCUUACACAACAUGGAAACAGAAAAGGCUCCUCAAAAAUAUUCCAAGACACCAUUUCUUCCUUCGCCACGUCUUCAAAGUUUCGCCAGAAUCUUCUUCCUUGGUCCAGUUCCGCAAGAAAUGUUUUCAUAAUCUGGAGAAAAUAGUCAGCAUCGUCGCACAUUCCGCGAAUUCCUGUUUGAAAGACUGUGAAAUUCACGUGACAUCCGCGGAUGUCGGACAAUCAUUUCACUACAGAUCGAAGUGUUCAAAUUCUUCGCAAAUCGGAUUGGAUUUCGGAAUUCUGAACAUUAACUGCAGCGAUAGAAAGUAUCCAUUGUUGAGAAUGGAUAGAACUAUCUUGAAAUACGAAAAAGAAAUCACCGAUAACCUUCUUCUCGCACUCUCUUCAAUGAAACUAGCUUUCAAGUGAUGAAGAGUUAAAAAUAAAGUUUUUCAACACAAAUUUCACUCGAUAUAGUAAACAUCGGAACACUUCAUGUGGGUCACUUUUUCUUCAUGGAAAAUGCAUGAUGCUAAUUUCCGAUGCGCGGGAACUCGCUGUAUUUUAUAUGCAAGUGCUAGAAAAUAAAAAUGUUGUCUGAAUUGAAUUCAAGAAUGAA
This is a messenger RNA of Notodromas monacha, 1944 nucleotides long. Lineage: Eukaryota; Metazoa; Arthropoda; Ostracoda; Podocopida; Cyprididae. The record is from the annotation of a GenBank genome assembly.